This is a messenger RNA of Podarcis lilfordi (Lilford's wall lizard), 2028 nucleotides long. The record is from the annotation of a GenBank genome assembly. Lineage: Eukaryota; Metazoa; Chordata; Lepidosauria; Squamata; Lacertidae.
AUGACCUGCUCUGCUGCCACUGCCCCUUCUGGCUGUGAAAGCCUCAACGACCUGCGCUGCUGCCACGGCCUCUUCUGGCUGUCAAAGCCUCGACGACCUGCGCUGCUGCCGCAGCCCCUUCUGGCUGUCAAAGCCUCGAUGACCUGCUCUGCUUCCACUGCCUCUUCUGGCUGUCAAAGCCUCGAUGACCUGCGCUGCUACCUCUGUCUCUUCUGUCUGUCAAAGCCUCAACAACCUGCGCUGCUGCCACUGCCUCUUCUGGCUGUCAAAGCCUCGAUGACCUGCUCUCCUGCCAAUGCCCCUUCUGGCUGUCAAAGCCUCAAGACCUGUGCUGCUGCCACUGCCUCUUCUGGCUGUCAAAGCCUCGAUGACCUGCUGCUCCUGCCACUGCCCCUUCUGGCUGUCAAAGCCUCGAUGACCUGCUCUGCUUCCACUGCCUCUUCUGGCUGUCAAAGCCUCGAUGACCUGCGCUGCUACCUCUGUCUCUUCUGUCUGUCAAAGCCUCAACAACCUGCGCUGCUGCCACUGCCUCUUCUGGCUGUCAAAGCCUCGAUGACCUGCUCUCCUGCCGCUGCCCCUUCUGGCUGUCAAAGCCUCGAUGACCUGCGCUGCUGCCGGAGCCUCUUCUGGCUGUCAAAGCCUCAACAACCUGCGCAACUGCACCUGCCCAUACUGGCUGACAAAGCCUCGACGACCUGCUCUGCUCCCACUGCCCCUUCUGGCUGUCAAAGCCUCGACGACCUGCGCUGCUGCCGCUGCCCCUUCUGGCUGUCAAAGCCUCGAUGACCUGCGCUGCUGCCGCAGACCCUUCUCACUGUCAAAGCCUCGAUGACCUGCGCUGCUUCCGCAGCCCCUUCUGGCUGUCAAAGCCUCGAUGACCGGCUCUGCUGCCUCUGCCUCUUCUCGCUGUCAAAGCCUCAAUGACCUGCGCUGCUACCUCUGUCUCUUCUGUCUGUCAAAGCCUCAACAACCUGCGCUGCUGCCGCUGCCUCUUCUGGCUGUCAAAGCCUCGACGACCUGCGCUGCUGCCGCAGCCCCUUCUGGCUGUCAAAGCCUCGAAGACCUGUGCUGCUACCUCUGUCUCUUCUGGGUGUCAAAGCCUUGACGACCUGCGCUGCUGCCACUGCCCAUUCUGGCUGUCAAAGCCUCAAAGACUUGCGCUGCUGCCCCUGCCUCUUCUGGCUGUCAAAGCCUCGAUGACCUGCUAUGCUGCCACUGCCCCUUCCGGCUGUCAAAGCCUCGACGACCUGCGCUGCUGCCGCUGUCUCUUCUGGCUGUCAAAGCCUCAACAACCUGCGCUGCUGCCACUGCCCCUUCUGGCUGUCAAAGCCUCGACGACCUACGCUGCUGCCGCUGCCCCUUCUGGCUGUCAAAGCCUCAACGACCUGCGCUGCUGCAGCAGCCCCUUCUGGCUGUCAAAGCCUCAACGACCUGCGCUGCUGCCACAGCCUCUUCUGGCUGUCAAAGCUUCGAUGACUUGCGCUGCUGCCUCUGCCCAUUCUGGCUGUCAAAGCUUUGACGACCUGCCCUGCUUCUUCUGCCUCUUCUGGCUGUCAAAGCCUCGAUGACCUGUCCUGCUGCCUCUGCCCAUUCUGGCUGUCAAAGCUUUGACGACCUGCCCUGCUUCUUCUGCCUCUUCUGGCUGUCAAAGCCUCGACGACCUGCGCUGCUGCUGCUUCCUCUUCUGGCUGUCAAAGCCUCAAUGACCUGCGCUGCUGCUGCUGCCUCUUCUGGCUGUCAAAGCCUCAAUGACCUGUGCUGCUGCCUCUGCCUCUUCUGGCUGUCAAAGCGUCGAUGACCUGUGCUUCUGCCGCUGACCCUUCUGGCUGUCAAAGCCUCGACGACCUGCGCUGCUGCCGCAGCCCCUUCUGGCUGUCAAAGCCUCGACGACCUGCUCUGCUUCCACUGCCUCUUCUGGCUGUCAAAGCCUCCAUGACCUGCGCUGCUACCUCUGUCUCUUCUGUCUGUCAAAGCCUCAACAACCUGCACUGCGGCCACUGCCUCUUCUGGCUGUCAAAGCCUCGAUGA